This is a messenger RNA of Ectocarpus sp. CCAP 1310/34, 1474 nucleotides long. The record is from the annotation of a GenBank genome assembly. NCBI's taxonomy places the organism in Eukaryota, Phaeophyceae, Ectocarpales, Ectocarpaceae.
GUGGGUGGGAUCACUUCUGUGUUGGUACGUGGAUUGCCAGUCAAGAUGGCGCGAGGCCUUUCGCCGGCCCUUUUUCUCUCGAUCCUCUCAGCUACGGGCUCCUUUGCCUUCAAUUUCGGGCAAGUUUCCCUUUCGAACAGGAGUCAUGGAAGAACACUGCGUGGGCGCUGCCGCCGCCAGCUUGACAUGAUGUCAUCGUCGUUGGACCACGCCGCCAUUUUCGUUGACGAGGAUCGCUUGCGCGACGACGGUGUUGGCGGGGCCAAGCGGGCACGUCUAGCCGAGAGCCUCGCAUUGGAGUUCACAGUCCGCACGGCGGCGAUGGAAGCUGCGUGCGAAACGCAGCUGGCCAAGCAGCGGGCUGCGCACAAGCUGGAGAUGGCGCAACAGCGGGUGCUGUUGCUCGAGGGCAUGGUUCCGCUGGCCGCGCACGACGAAGUGGUGUCGACGAUCGCGGGCGACUUCUCCCGCAAGCAGGAGGAGCUGCGUGCCGAGGUGGAGCAGCGGGACAAGGCUCUGAGUGGAGCAUCCAGGAAUGUCCGCGCAAUGUCGGACAGCCUUGCGGUGCUCAAGCGGGACGUGAUAUCUCUUCGGACAGCCCUAAGCAGCCAGGACGACGCCCGCAGAGAGCUCGCGGCAGAGAUCCGUGAGAACGAGGUCCAGCCGCAGAAGCUCCGCGCAGACGCCGCAGAGAGAGAUCUCUCCGAACUCCGGCAAGCUGCCCACGGCUGGCUCUCCGCCGCCCACGCCUUGAAGCUGGAGGCUGUGGCGGAGGCUCGGGAGAACGGCUUCGCGGAAGGGCGCGGGGAUUUGCUGGAGCAGUUGGAGCGCUCUCACCGGGAGCGCCUAGCGCUGAGGGAGGAGGUGCUGGUGGCGCGGACAGAGGCGGUCGAUGCGAUAGCGGCGAUGGGGGAGGCUGGGGCAGCGGCGUUGGUGAAGUCUCGCGACGUUUGGAGGGCGGAGGGGCGCGCGGCGGCGGAGCAAGAGCUACUGGCGGGGGAGGAUGUGGCGGCGGAGGUUCGGGAAGCGUUUGCGACAUAUGUUGUGAGCGCGCACGAGCAGAGGCUUGCCGCGGUGGCGCGGGAGAGGGAGCGGGCGGGGGAGGCGGCCCGAGAGCUUUCGAGGGAGCUCGCAAGGGCGAACGAAAUGCUGACUGCGUUGUCGAAGGAGCGUUCGAUUGAGACGGAGGUCAGGCAUGACCCAACUCUCAAUAAGGUGGCUGCCGUGCCGGCAGCAGCAGUUUCAUCGGUGCCGGAAAACCCCGCUACCACCGCUGCGUUCCGACCGUCAUUUUCUACCUCCGCUACUACAACCGCCGCGGUUUCCCAACCCAUGGAGGGCGGGGCGGCGGCGGCCGCAGCGGCGACGGCGGUUGCGGCGGCGGCGGCAGCGGUGAAGCUGGCGACGAGCUCGUCGUUCUGGCAGGAGUGCGGCGGGGGACAGAAGUGGUGACCACACGAGCAAACCCAGAGAG